Molecule: messenger RNA, 557 nt
Organism: Staurois parvus
Lineage: Eukaryota; Metazoa; Chordata; Amphibia; Anura; Ranidae
Source: the annotation of a GenBank genome assembly
UGUACCGGCUCCUCCCCUUCAGUCUUGCACAGGUGUACCGGCUCCUCCCCUUCAGUCUGGCACAGGUGUACCGUCUCCUCCCCUUCAGUCUUGCACAGGUGUAGCGGCUCCUCCCCUUUAGUCUGGCACAGGUGUACCGGCUCCUCCCCUUCAGUCUGGCACAGGUGUACCGGCUCCUCCCCUCCAGUCUUGCACAGGUGUACCGGCUCCUCCCCUUCAGUCUUGCACAGGUGUAGCGGCUCCUCCCCUCCAGUCCGACACAGGUGUACCGGUUCCUCCCCUCCAGUCUGGCACAGGUGUGCCGGCUCCUCCCCUCCAGUCUGGCACAGGUGUGUCAGCUCCUCCCCUCCAGUCUGGCACAGGUGUGUUGGCUCCUCGCCCUCAGUCUUCCUCUGAUGUCACUGCACGCUGGGAGCUUCUCACAAUAUAGAGCUCCGCCUCCUUUCGUGGCUGGAGGACAUCCAGCAUCAUCUAGCUCUUUCUUCCCCAGCCUGACCGUCUCUAGCCCCACCCCUUUAAUUCAUUGGUUUUCAGUUCUCUCAUUCAUGGAGGCUCAG